Messenger RNA from Hymenoscyphus albidus, 1157 nucleotides. NCBI's taxonomy places the organism in Eukaryota, Fungi, Ascomycota, Leotiomycetes, Helotiales, Helotiaceae. The record is from the annotation of a GenBank genome assembly.
GUUCAUCGUAUCUCAACUCAUCCAUCUUCAACACCUCAACAUAACAACCAAGUCGACAAUCACUUCCCACACUUUCUUUUUACCGGCAAAAAUUCUCCUCGUCUUCUUGCUUUUGCUACACUUACACUUCUGUCUCCUGUAUACCAUUUUCGCCAUGUCUUCAUCCAUCGCCAUUCCAAGCAGAACUGCCGCCUACGGUGAGAGCAGCAAGGCUGGCUCCGUCUCGUCCUACUCAAGCUCUCCACAAACACCACAAUCAAAGUCCCAACGAACGAAUGCCUCCUCUCCUACCUCUGCUUUUUCGAGCACAAGAUAUAGUCAUUAUCGAAGACCUAGUUUGUUGAGUAAGUUCUUGCCCCAUUACUCAUUUGGUCCGGGUAGUAGCACACUUGGUGGAGCUGCUUGAGGUAGUAGAAGUUUGUUCAAUCUCUCGAGGCAGCAACGCAACGAGUUGGCACAGUCAAGAGAGCUAACAAACACCCAGGCUCAUCGCUCUCCAAGCAAGAACAUACGGUCAUCAAUGUUGGUGACCCAGAUGGUGUGCCACGCCUUGUAAGUCCUGGAACUUGGCAUUAUCACCAAAAUUCAAGUGCACUAACUUGUUGACUGUAGAUCACUUGCGUUCGAUCCUCACAAGGCUUUGAUUGGAAUCCAGGUACGCUUCAGAUUCUCACAAUUAUGCAGUCGCUACGGCCAAACUAACUCUACGAACUAGAAAUCUUCCUCCCUUCCUACGUGGAAUGUGACUUCGAGUCACUCGAACGAAAGCGUGAUCCAGUCCACGAAAUCACUCUCAGCGACGAGGAGAUCAAGAAGAUGUUCCCACAAUAAAUCCGAAGCUUAUCGGCGAGGGGUAUCCAUGAGCUCUACGACUAGGAGUACUGGAAUUGCACAUCUUUGGCGCUAGGAUUUGAACAUAUGAACUUGAUGAUUUUGAAUGAGGGAGUACAGAUAUGUGCAGGAUUUGGCUUGUGGAAGGGUUUUCACUGUACGAGCAACUUAUGGGCACGAAGGUUUGGAUUUGGUGGAGUUCGGCAUUUGAUAUAGGGUCAGCUUCUAGAGCUCGUGGUUCGGCGUCUUUUGUCUCUGUGUUUACUUUAUCGGGUCACUGCGAGUCAACAAGAUUGGUAUUCAUGGAAUCACAGCAAUGUGUCGGU